Molecule: messenger RNA, 732 nt
Organism: Aspergillus wentii DTO 134E9
Lineage: Eukaryota; Fungi; Ascomycota; Eurotiomycetes; Eurotiales; Aspergillaceae
Exons: 1
Coding region: 1-732 (243 amino acids)
Source: RefSeq, a predicted model, not a curated record
AUGUCGUAUCAAUACCUGUUCCUGCCUACCGAUCUGCCCAGCGUGAAGACGUGGUUCCGCAAAUAUGUCAACCUACAUUUAUCGUCGUUGAAAACAAACCCGAAGUCAUUCUGCGCGAGCUACGAGACCGAAUCCCAAAUCACCGAUCAUGAGUGGGUGGAAAUGCUCUCGCAGCCACGAUAUCGCGUCGCCAUCUGCACCGUGAUAUCCCACCAUGUCCACCCACUGGACGCGGAAUGGGUAGGCAUGAUACGCGUCUACGGGCCCCGACUCAACAGCCACGGCGAUGCCUACUACUACCUCGGCGGAGCCUUUGUCAGUCCUCUCCAUCGAGGCCUUCACAUCACGUUUCGACUCGGAGUCUUCGCCGUCGAACAAUUGUUCCUCUCACACAUGCGAUCUGCCUCGUAUGAGCGUCUUAGCCGAAAGAAACGACGAAAAGUCCAUUUCCAAGCCCUGACGUCUUCGUCUGCCGCCUGUCUUUGUAAUUAUUAUCGAGCCAUGGGGCUGAGCGGGACACGUACUAUGCGGAAUCGGGACUAUUAUUCCCAAUGGCAAAAGGUGAAUUGUCGAAAAGAGCUGUUGAAUCAGGAGGUGCUGUGCUUGGAGCUGGUGGUGAGGGUGGGGGGGUCCCUGCUCGACUGGAUGGUGGAUCAUCGAUGGCUGCUGUUUGCUCAAUUUUUGUGGCUGAUGAGUGUAUUACGGGGGUACAUGAAGGUGUUAUCCCGAUAG